UUAUUACUAAAUGAUUAUCAGGAGUUUCUCUGCGGGUGUUUUAUUUUGAAGGUUGCCUUCAUAGACUUCCGGUCGCGCGGGUGUUACCUGCCGUCACCUUGACGCAGCUCUGACGGUCCGUCAGUCGGCAUGACAACGCGCUCUCGAGGGCAAACGGGGAACGGCUGACGGGCGCGAGGAUGGCAGCAGAAGAUGCCCAGUAACGGAACCAGCGGCGGGAACCGAGCCAACGGGAGCAGCGGCACCGGCACAGGGACCUGCUCCGGGACCUGCGCCGGCGGAGCCUCGGUCCAUGUCUCGGCCAUGGAGCGGGCUCGGCCGGUGACGGUGACGGUGUCCGCGGUGAGCCUGGCGCUCAGCGCGCUGUCGCUGAUGCUGCUGGUCACCGCCAUCUCCACCGACCACUGGUACCAGACCGACACCCGCCGCCACAAGGACAACUGCGACCGACACGGCUCCGACUCCAACGACCAGAAGAACCGGGAGAUGCCCAUCUACCACCUGCCGCUGGUGGACACCGGCAGCGGGGGCGCUCGGCAGCGGGACGUGGCGCAGAUGAAGCCGGUGCACGUCGGCAGCAGAGAGGAGGAGCUGCUGGAGAACUGGCGGGCCAUCCUGGGGAUGGGCAUCCUGGAGACCGAGUGCGGCAGGCCGCUGUUCUCAGCGCACUCGGGCCUCUGGAGGAAGUGCUACUUCAAGGGCCUGGACCCGGACAUCGACAAGCUCAUCGACCGGGGUAUCGCAGAUCGCUGCACAGCUGUGAAGUAUCACUUCUCUCAGCCAAUCAGACUGAGGAACAUCCCUCUGAACCUGACCAGGACCAUCCAACAGGACGAGUGGCACCUGCUGCACCUACGGCGCAUCACGGCAGGAUUCCUGGGCAUGGCGGCGGCGGUGCUGCUGUGUGGGAGCAUCGUGGUGUCCGUCGGGUUCUUCUGGGAGGAAAGUCUGACCCAACACGUGUCGGGACUGCUGUUCCUCAUGGCAGGGAUCUUCUGCACCAUCUCUCUGUGCACGUACGCGGCCAGCGUGACCUACGACCUUGCCAGGAACCCGCCCUUCAUCUACGGCCUGCCGGCAGACGUGGAUCACGGUUAUGGCUGGUCCAUCUGCUGCGCCUGGGCCAGUCUGGGUCUCACCGUGGCGUCCGGAUGCCUCGGUACCACGUUUCCCUUCCUGAGCCGGGCUGCUGCUUUGCGCUCCAAAACCGCCCGCGAGUCCUCCGUCUGAGUCGCGGCCAAUCGGGAGGGGGCGGGGCUACUGACCUCAAACGGAGUAUGUUGGACCCGGUCCACGUGACCUAGGUUGUGAACAGACUGGAGGCGGGGCCUCAACACCUGUUUCUAAAAUGUGUUCAAUGAAUCGCACUUUUAAUCUGAAGCAUCGUGUUUGUAACACACACACACACACACACACACAUGCACAGUCUGAUGUGUUAUUAAAAUUUCAGAACGUCUUCACGCUGGAUGAGUUUUUAAAAAGCUGUUUAAGUGAAACAAAAUGUUAGUUGUGAACAGGCUGAUGACAGGGGGCGGAGCCAGGUGACAGGGGCGGGG
This is a messenger RNA of Centropristis striata (black sea bass), 1556 nucleotides long. RefSeq names its product transmembrane protein 178a (gene tmem178a). The transcript is spliced from 4 exons. Lineage: Eukaryota; Metazoa; Chordata; Actinopteri; Perciformes; Serranidae. Gene Ontology annotation, biological process: negative regulation of osteoclast differentiation; regulation of cytosolic calcium ion concentration. Gene Ontology annotation, cellular component: endoplasmic reticulum membrane. The coding region runs from base 193 to 1230 and encodes 345 amino acids. The record is from RefSeq and is a predicted model, not a curated record.